This is a messenger RNA of Betta splendens (Siamese fighting fish), 5114 nucleotides long. RefSeq names its product tudor domain containing 7 b (gene tdrd7b). The transcript is spliced from 20 exons. NCBI's taxonomy places the organism in Eukaryota, Metazoa, Chordata, Actinopteri, Anabantiformes, Osphronemidae. The record is from RefSeq and is a predicted model, not a curated record. Bases 536 to 3967 code for a protein of 1143 amino acids. Gene Ontology annotation, biological process: lens fiber cell differentiation; lens morphogenesis in camera-type eye; spermatogenesis.
CGAUGUUGCACGCGAUUCUAUCUCCGGAGCUGAGCGAAGAACGCCCGGGAGUUUGUGCCUGUGUCAUUUUAUCCGCACAGGGACAUUUGUAUUCACGUAGCGAAUAAAGAAACAGAAACUCCUCGCACAGUUUUGUCUCUGCGGAGGGUGUGGAGUGGAAGCGUGACGCGUUACGUCAUUCACAGCCUGGCCGUGUGCUCCUGCAGUUCAACAAGAGUCAUAAACUUUCAGAACUCUCUUUAUAACUAGCAGGAUCAACCUGACAGCCUCAUUCCGCGCGUCACCUUUGCAUUUGUGUACUUCCCUCCCAUGUCACGUUACCAUCUAUUCGUAUAGCAAUAACUUUCUAAUGGGACGUCUCCCGGUUUCUUAGCGCACAAAUACGCAAGCAUAUUUCAGAGCCGCAGCCAGUCUAUCUGUUUGCUGAUCACAUAACUUUUCAGACCAGUCUCCUCUGUAAUGCCGUCUCUGCUGCGCGGACCUCUUUGCCUAAAGCUGGGGCGGGUUGUUGAGGGCGUGUCUCCAACCUGACCGGAUGGCUGACAGGGACUUAGUGAAGAAGAUGCUGCGGGCCACCCUCCAGGCCAAUAAGGGCGGCCUGCCCCUGUCACGUCUGCAGGCAGAGUACAAAGAGCUGACUGGGGAGCAGAUACCACAUAAACAGAUGGGACACAACCACCUGGACGCAUUCCUGGCCAACGUGCCCUCCGUCGUCCGUGUGGAGCGCAGCCGCUCUGGGGAGAUGCUGUACUUUGCCUCAGGCGCCAGCGAGACGGGCCACACAGCCAAGGUGGUGGCUCGCCAGCGCACCUCCAAGAAGACGGGCCGACCCCACCUGGUUAACACACACAUGAGGGUCAAACCAGCAGCACCUCUGGUGCUCAACGCCAAACCUCAAACCUCCCUGCGACAGCCAAAUCACAGAGGGCGAGGCGGAGGCAGAGGGGGAGGUGGGGGCCGAGGGGCUGGACAUGGAGACUUCAGACAGGCCAGGGACCUGAGGGAUGGCCAGUCGGAGGGCAAGUCUGGAGUACAGUCGAACAAGAUGUCCAACCAGAGCCCGCUCAACCGAAAAGGGAAUCCACCUGCAGAGAAGUCGGACAAGAGGAUGACUCUCCCGGCGCGGUUUCAGAAGGAGGUGCAUGCUCACCUUUCCAGAAACCCACAGCAGAGCAGUGCACCCGUGAAUCUGAACGAGAGCCUUGGCUCCGGGAAAGCCAAGCCCUACAACCCUCAGCAGAUCCAGGGUCGCAUCAGGGAGAUCCUGGAGAAGUACAGUAACGGGUUUUGGGUGUCCAAGCUGCCUCAGAUGUACAGAGAACUGUUCAAACAGGACCUGCCCACCGAGGCCAUCAAAGACCUGGAGACAUGGACGCAUAUAUGCAUUGUAGAGAGGACCUGCAGUAGCAACACAUCCGAGCUGCUCCUCUACCCCGCCAAAGAACACAGCCCGCGAUCGUCCAUCCUCCAUUCGAACUCCCCCGCUGCCCCUCCCUCGCCUGCCAGCACCCCCACAGACACAGCCCUGCGUUCCCCUGCUCAACAGAAACCCCCCAACACCUACUUGACCCGCUCCGGUUCCCGCUCCCCUCAGUCUCCGCCGUCGUCCUCCUCCUCCCCCAGCCCCCCUUCCUCCCCUGCCAGCCUGAGCCCGGACCUGAAGCUCAAGCUGGAGGAGCUGCUGGUCAAAUACUCCAAUGGCCUGUGGGCCCACGCGCUGCCCAAGCUUUUCCAGGACACCUACAAAACCAAACUGCCUGGGCACGUCCUGGAAAAUCUUCAUCUCAUUACGGACAUCUGCACCAUUGACUACCCAAUGCCUGACAACCCCAAGAGAGCCAUUCUGUACAGGAGGAGCAGCGCUGGCGGAGGAGGCCCCGACGAGAACUGCAACAGGAGGAACUCGUCGGCCAGCGAGGAGGAGCUGAGAGUGAGGCAGGAGGUGGGGAGGAGGCUCAGUAACCAGGCAGUGCCUUCCCUGCAGAUCCCUAAAGAGGAGUAUCCCUCUGUGCUGGUGGUGGAGGCCACCAACACCAACGGAGUCGUCCUCAGGUACAUCGGCGAGGGUUACUCCAAGGCCCAGGAGCACAUGGAGGAUGAGAUGAGGGAGUUUUACGGCUUGGACCAAAGCGGCGCAGCUCCUCUGCCGUCUCCUGCCUCCGGCCAACUUGUUGCUGUCAGAGCCGAAGAAGAGGAGGAGAUUCUGCGGGCACAAGUCUGCGACACCGUGGCCGACAAGCUCAAGGUCUACUAUGUGGAUCACGGGUUCUCAGAGGUGAUCAGUAGAACCAAAGUCUUUGAGCUACAUGAGAGGUUUUUCAAACUGCCUUUUCAGGCCACCAAGUGUAAACUGGCAGGCCUGGAGCCCUUCUGUCAGGAACCUGCAGUGCUGAAGAAGUUUGAGCUCAUGGCAAGCGGGAGGAUCCUGUUGGCUGAGAUUCUGGAGCGGCGGCAGACGCCGCUAGUCGUCCUGUACGACACGUCGCAGGACGACGACGUCAACAUCAAUGCCGCCUGCAUGAAAGCGCUGCAGGACAAGACGCUGGCGAGCCCGUUGCAGGUGAACAGUGCGUAUAUGAACGUGAUCGUCAGCAGCGUGUGCUCGGACGGGACCAUCUACUGUCAGCUCCCCUCCAGAGGCCUGGUGAAGCUGAACGAGAUACUGGACAACAUAGAGACGUACUUCCACUCGCAGGUAACGUCGGAGUUCCUAGUAUCCAGACCGUUUUGUGGCAAGGCAUGCUUGGCUCGCUACAAAGGCAAAUGGUCCCGUGUAGAGAUCACCAACCUCCACGGCAGCAGAGUGUUAGACAUCCUGUUCGCUGACAUAGGGGUUCAGGCCUCCGUAGAGGUGUUUGAGCUGAGAGAAAUCCCCCCGCCAUUCCUCCGGGACCUCAUGGCGAUCCCUCCACAGGCCGUGAAGUGCUGUCUGGCAGACCUGGCUCUCAGCGUUGGAUCCUGGACUCCAGAUGCGGUCCAGUGGCUUCGAGAGAAAGUGCUCAGCACCACUGACUGCAGCAUGAAGGUUGCUCAGGUGGAUGAAACCAAGCACUGCGUCUACGUCCACCUGUUUACUGAUAAGAACUUCCACGACCCGGCCCGCAGCCUGAACCAUCAGAUGGCCCAGUCUGACUUGUUUAAACAGCAGCCGGAUGUGUUUCUGACAAGCCACAGUCCUGCUAAGAUCUUCACGCCCACCUUAUCCUCCAAGACGUCCAGCACCAGUGUAUCCAGUAACACCAGUCCCACUUCUGUUCCUCCAAAGCCGCAUCUCAGAAGAGCUCUGUCCGGAGCUAAAGGGGUUUCAGGAGGAAGCGCAGGCUCCACCGACGUACCAGAAACACCUUCGUCUCCAUCAUGCUCCCUGCAGCUGCCACCGCUACUGGAGCUUCCACUAGCUGGAAACAAUUUGGAUGUGUAUGUGUCAGUGGCCUGUCACCCCGGCCACUUUGUGCUGCAGCCCUGGAGAGAUAUGUACAAACUGGUGGUGCUGAUGGGGGAGAUGAUUCUGUACUACAACAAAUGUGAGGAGAAACCUGUCAACAUAGAGAAGAAUCAGAUUUAUGCAGCUAAAGUGGAAAACAACUGGCAUCGCGUGUUGGUGAAGGGGGUUCUGAGCAACGGCUUGGUGUCGGUCUAUGAGCUGGACUACGGUAAACAUGAGCUGGUCAGCUGCACCCAGUUCAGACCUCUCAUCAAGGAGUUCAGACAGCUGCCGUUCCAGGGGAUCACUGCUCAGCUGGCCGGAGUGAAGCCGAGGCAGUGGUCAGAGGAGGCCGCCAUCGUGUUCAGAAACCAUGUGGAGAAGAAACCACUGGUGGCCCAGUUGGAAGCCGUGCAGGAAGCCACGAACCCGUGGGACAGGAAGUUGACCGUCUUCCUGGUCGACACGUCGCAGGAAGAGAAGGACAUCUGGGUGCAUGACAUCAUGUCUGAGUUCGCCGAUGAGCUGAGCAAUGAGCCGUAGACAGAGAUCACGUAGUUGAGCUCAGUUGUGGAUAGAUGAAAAGGAAAACGGCUCCGUCUUUCUCUGUAUUAUUUAGAUGGCGAAUGACAGGUGAACUAAAAGGUUUGGUAGCACGUAGAGACCGGAAGUGACAGAAAUUCCAUCACGGCCGACCACUUGCUUGCGUUAUGGACUCUAUCAUGUGUGAUGUGGUUUUGAGUAAGUGCAGUGUGAACCUUGAGACAUGUCGCACUGGCUACACCUACGUCAAAGUGCAGUGGAGUCACUAAGCCGUGAAACACAGCACCACGCUUUCAUACGGGCUUCAAUCCAAAGCAGCGUCAUUGAGCAUGAGUGCAUCCACACGUGGCGUCGCCCUCAGCCCUGCCAGUGUUAAAAGGCACAAAGGUUACACAUUAUCUGAGCCGAGCUGCUCCCACGUUGCUUUUUCCCGAAUCUGAUGGAUAAAAAUGAGGAGACGCGGUCGAGUCAGGAUUUUAUUUUGUGAUGAAUUCAUUUAUACUCUUAAAAUUUGAACAUUUAUUCAGUGGCUCAGUGGUGGACAGUGUCUUAAAUGACUAUAUAUUGUUGUUUUUACAGUUGCUGCUCUUUAUUAGCAGAGAGCCUUGUGUUUACUGAUCGAGCAGGACACAGAAACAGAGCAUCACAACAGAUUCCAUGUCAGGAAGGUAAUAUGACGAAAAAGCAAGUGUCAUCUCUAACGCAGUGGCUCCAUCUCCUCUCAGCAACACUGAUGCUAAUGUGACUUUGUUUUAAUGACUCCAGUGCUUGACGAUGACAUUUCUUCUGGCUGAUUAUACUGUAUGUGCUGCAUGUUGCACAUACUUUGUGUGCGCCUAGAUGUCGUCGUUAUAAAAGAAGCAUAUUCAGUUACCAGUAGUGUUGAACUAGGAUUUAAUGACUAUGGGAGAAUUUGACUUCCUGCAUCUGAUCUGGUCCUCAUCAGAUUUUAGCCUGACGCUAACGUUUUCCUCAGACACACAUGAAGUCUGGUUCCAGAUGUGCAAAAUCUUCUCUUCAGAUGACUUGAAUUUAAUUUAUAUUUAACUUAUAUUUUCUAGAUAAUAAUUACAUCAUCAUAAUGACAGUUUAACAAAGGACAAGGGGGAAUAAAAGACGUUUUUGAAAUAAAGUCUUAUGGAGACGA